GACGUCCUGCGCGGGAGCGGAAAACGUGUAGCCGACAGUAGGGAAGAGGAACGUUGUGUUUUCCUGCUUGUUAAUACGUUCAGCAUGACUCGAGAUUGGAAACAUGGUGAUCUGAUCUUUGCCAAGAUGAAGGGCUAUCCACAUUGGCCUGCAAGAAUUGAUGAAGUCCCAGACGGUGCUGUGAAGCCAUCCAAUAUCAAGUUCCCCAUCUUCUUCUUUGGCACCCAUGAAACAGCAUUUCUUGGCCCGAAAGAUAUCUUUCCGUACCAGACCAACAAAGAGAAGUACGCCAAGCCCAACAAGAGGAAAGGCUUCAAUGAAGGAUUGUGGGAGAUCGAGAACAACCCAAAAGUUGAACUCACCGCACCGAAGCCGGUUAACACUGGGUGUUUCACUGAAAAGGAUUCAGACAGCGGCCCAGAGGGAGAAGAGGAAGCGGAUGACAAGGGGAUAAAUGCCAAUGUUCCAGGAAGUGAGGCUGAGCAGGAGAAUGAGAUUGAGGAGGAGGAGGAGGAGGAAGGGUCUCUGAUCUCUGAGCAGGGUCCUCAGAACCAGGAUGGCUCAACACAGAAAGAAUCCACAGAUGUUCCCAAACCCAAGAGAGGAAGAAAGAAAAAGAGUGAUGCCGAGCAGGAGACUGAAAAGCACGACGCUCCUGCGAGUCCUGUUAGUCCCUCGGGUGCAGAGGGUCCUAAACGAAGAGGCAGGAAGCCCAAGAGUGAUAAGUUGCUUUUGCUCCAGCAGCAGGACCAGCAGGGCUCGGGAAGUGAAAUGGACACUGCUGAGUCAGACAAAAAGAGAAAGAGGUCACAAGAGGACAAGUCCAAGAGUGGAGAGGAGGAGAAGAGGAAGAAGGAGGACAGCAAAGGAAAGGAAGUGGAGGGCAAGGAGCCUGAAGCCAAGAAGAAGAAGAAGGAAGACAGCUCCUCCGGCUCUGAUGAUGAAGAGAAAAACAAAGGAAGAAAGAAACACCAAAACUCAGAAAUGGACAAAGAUGUUCGGCGACGGAAAGCAGAUGAAUUGAGAGAGCCAAACAAAGACGUUGGGAAGAAAAACGAAGAGAGGACAGGCGUCAAGAAAAAGGAAAUGUCAACUGACUUGAAGCUCCAGAGACUGCAUAGUGAAAUCAAGAUUUCACUGAAAAUUGACAACCCUGAUGUGAAGAAGUGCCUGGAGGCCUUAGAUGAGAUCGGCGCCCUACAAGUGACGACGCAGCACCUGCAGAAACACAGUGAACUUAUUGCAACGCUCAAAAAGAUUCGCAGAUUCAAGGCCAGCCAGGACAUCAUGGACAAGGCCACCAUGUUGUACAACAAGUUUAAGAGCAUGUUUCUGGUCGGAGAAGGGGACUGUGUGCUCAGCCAGGUGCUCAACAAGUCUAUCGCUGAGCAGCGGCAGCACGAGGAGGCCAAGAAGGGAGCGUUGAAGAGAGUGGAGCAGGCGAAGGAAAACAUCUCCGACAAGAUGACAAAUGGUGAUGUUUGCCCUGAAGACAAGAGGCUGGAGACGGAGAGAGAGAAGCUUCACGAGGACUCCUCAGUGGGAGAAAAUCACAGCGGCCCAAAGGCUCAGGACGAGUCCGCUUGAGCGUCCCACGUGCUCGACGAAGGAAAAAGAUAUUUGCUGCUGCUCCGGUACAAACUGGGAUCUCCUCCCGUCGGGUUCUUGUUUCGAUGACUGACGACUGGUUUCCAGUCGACUCACUUUGUCAGUGUUGCUGCUUUAAAGGUUUCACCCCCUUAACUCCUGGAGAUAGACUGACUGCAUAUUUUUAUUUUGUUUUUUACUUUUGUGUAAAACGUUCCCGUUGUGACACCCCCCAGUCCCGCCUGUUAAAUGUGAGUAAAGGCUGUUAUAAGAGUAAGAACUUGUAGAUCAGCACUUUGUAGAUCUUAGAUGAGCAUGCUCACAAGAUUAGUAACAUUUGGUGUUUAUUGCUUGGAUUAUACUUUCAUUUCAAAUGCAUUUAAAUAGUUUAUAGAGGUUUUGUGUACUUUAAAAGCACCAUUACCGUGUCUAAUUACAUUAGAUGUAACAACAGGUAAAGAUUCACAAAAUCCAGAGUUUGCCAAAGUUUUCUCUAACGUGUUCAAGUGUCUUGUUUUUAAAGCUUUUGUUUUAAACGUAGAUGUAAAUAAGAGUAUUUUUUUUGUGCCUGUCUGGUGACCUGUUACAGCAUCCAGUAAUAAAGUCGUACAUAGUACUCCUUUUGUCUUUC
This is a messenger RNA of Cottoperca gobio, 2218 nucleotides long. RefSeq names its product PC4 and SFRS1 interacting protein 1a (gene psip1a). The transcript has 17 exons. The coding region runs from base 85 to 1587 and encodes 500 amino acids. Lineage: Eukaryota; Metazoa; Chordata; Actinopteri; Perciformes; Bovichtidae. The record is from RefSeq and is a predicted model, not a curated record.